AACUGCAGCUCCUCCCAAGGAAAAAAGUGAAAGCCAACGCCCCGCCGUCGGCUCCUCGGCCCCGGGGCCCUCCCUCCCUCCCUCCCUCCCCGCUCACACCGAGCAACACCCUCUUCGGGACUGAGCGUCAACUAGGACGUUUUUCCACGGGGAAGUUGAUUCGUCCGAGUGCAAAAGGAGCGAAAAAAGCAACUAGCUAACGGUCAACGGGAGAAGCGCGAGGCACACACGGAAUAUUUAUUUUCUCACUUUAGUUGUUUCGUCCGUUAACCCUCUAUCCGUGAAACACAGGGUUCUGUGUAAUUGACAAGUUUAGUUAACUUAGUUACAGAAUGGCGGAUACAACAGCGUCCAGCGCCGGUGGCAACUGCUUGGAGAAGCUGAAAAAUUACGUGAAGACCCCGAAGGGGUUCAUCCUCUCAGCGGAGAUACUGCUCAGUUUCAUCAUCAUCAUCUGCUACGGCGCGUCCCACACUGGCGGCUACUCCUCCGUGGCCAUCUGCGAGAUGAUCUUCGCCAUGAUCUUCUUCGGCAUCUUCAUGAUGGAGAUGGACAAGCAGUUCCUAUUGGUCAACUGGCUGUGGAGCGAUCUUUUCCGUGCUGGUAUCGGUGCGGUCCUUUAUUUGAUCGUCUCUCUGAUCAACGUGAUUGGAGGGGCCGGGGACGGCGCUCGUAUUGCUGGGGGGGUAUUUGGUUUGAUUGCUGGUCUGGUGUUCGCAUAUGACACCUACACCAUCUACUUGGAAGUCAAGAGCACCAGGCAGCACGCAGCAGCUUCCACCGAUGACAGAGUUUAAACACUCCGUGACACGUGCGCUGCUGCCAAGAACGCAGCAGAGCAACAAGAUGAAGUUGUUUAGAAGUUAACGGAAGAGUUGAUCACAAAGGACGAUGGACAGAUCACACUUUAAUCCAUGCCACUGUACGGUGAGAACAGGAGGGGUCGAUGAGGAGCACGACGUAGCACAUCUGUACCUGCACGUCGAGACACAAUAUUGUCUGCAACAAAGAAUUUCCCUCACAAACCUCAAUGUACCACUGAUUUAAAAAGGGAAAAUAGUAAAUAAUGGUCAAGCAGCUUGUCUAACACAAAUGUCUGCUGUUUAAUGGACUGUUGGUAACUGUGUCAUUUGGAAUUUAGAAGUAACUGACACUUGGAUGGGGUGGCUAAGGACUUGUUUUAACAUCGUAAAAGGUUCUUCUUGAGUGUUUUCUGUAUUUCCUGAGGGAUUCCUCCGCUUUGCAAACACUUCGUUCUCCGUUAUUUAUCAGUGCCCUUUGGAACCAUGUGUCACGGUGCCUUAGACCCUCAUUUAAAUUAACCAGUUCCUUGAUCUUCUCUUGAAGCCUAAACAUUCAGCUUGUCUUCUGUCAGUGGUCCGCAAUCUUUGGACUGUUUUGUGCUAAUUAGAGUUGAAUCUGCAUUAUUGGAGACGUUAGAUGUCCACUAACCAUCAGCAGCAAAUAUCUUAUUUUAAUUACAAUUACUGUAUCCUCUUCCAGUUUCUUUUACCUAAUUUAAUUUUGCUCAGGUGGUUUCUUUUCUUACAUAUGAAAUACAUUUUAAAGGUGCAGAUUAUAUUUACAUCAUUUUACACUGUCCGCAAAUGGGGUCCAGUUUCUUUGGUACAUGUUUUAUUUUGAUGACGUAAAGAGAAAUCACAUCAUUUGAAAUUUAGGAAGUAAACGUUCCAAUUUUGACAUGUUCUAUAACUGUUUCAUGCCAUUUGGUGAUUAUUUGUCCAAGUAAAAGGUUGCCUUAUUUUUUUUAACAUGCUUUACAAGAGUCUGUGGUGCAAUUUCAUAUUUCAAAGUAGCCUUGCUUUUGGAAAUAAAAGCCAUUGUUACUACAAAGAAA
Pungitius pungitius (ninespine stickleback) is the source of this 1858-nucleotide messenger RNA. It is a transcript of the gene plp2b, whose product is annotated as proteolipid protein 2b. The transcript is spliced from 5 exons. The record is from RefSeq and is a predicted model, not a curated record. Gene Ontology annotation, cellular component: membrane. NCBI's taxonomy places the organism in Eukaryota, Metazoa, Chordata, Actinopteri, Perciformes, Gasterosteidae. The coding region runs from base 333 to 797 and encodes 154 amino acids.